Closterium sp. NIES-67 is the source of this 2204-nucleotide messenger RNA. The record is from the annotation of a GenBank genome assembly. Lineage: Eukaryota; Viridiplantae; Streptophyta; Zygnematophyceae; Desmidiales; Closteriaceae.
UGUCCCUAACCUCAACUUCAAGGUUUUCUUGGGGCUUCCUACCCACUAACCCCAGAUAGCGUUUCUCCGACGAUUCGUGUUCGUGCGUAGAAACUCUAGGCUUUUGGAAAGCCAGCGACGGUGGCGUUAGGACGAAGGCGUCCCGCUUGCGUGAACUUUGGCGUAAUCUCAAUAUUCUAGAACGAUCAAUAGAGGAAGUAUUGGCCCUUGGAGCGACAAGCUUUCUGGGCCCUGGAGGUGUCUACGAAAGACGAAUUCGUAGAUACAUCGCAUUUUCAUCCCUUACGUUCGUUGUUGAUAACCAUCAAGAGGACCACCGUUAAUAUCACAAGACCUACAGUAGCGGAGCAGGAUGAUCAUCCCCGUUCGGUGCUUCACGUGUGGCAAGGUGAUCGGAAACAAGUGGGACAUGUACCUUGAUCUGCUCCAAGCAGACUACAGCGAGGGUGAUGCUCUGGAUGCGCUGGGACUUGUACGCUACUGCUGCCGGCGCAUGCUCAUGACUCAUGUGGACCUGAUAGAGAAGCUGCUCAACUACAACACUCUGGAGAGGUUGGACGCUUGAGAGAGCACUAGACCCCUUAGUUUUAGUUUGGCAGUUUAUUUUUGCUUGUAAUGGCAGGAGAGGUACAUAUAUAGUGAAACUAAUAAUUUCUCUUGUGAUCCGUUUUAUUCUUCACUUCAAUGUCAAUUACCCGCAAAUGCCAUACCAUUAGAUGGUGUAGUAUCUUUCCAGUUCUGCAUUGCAGCGUGAGCGCGCCUAACCUCGAUUUUCCGAAUCCCGCAACCUCGAUUAUUGCGGGAGCUCAUCCUUGCACUCACUCAUCCUUUCAGGCUCGACGAUGUUUUACUUGCUGGCUUGCCUAGGUAAUAUACCUGGCUCCUGCUUCCUAGGCACGGAAUUCGUGGUUUUCUGGGACAGCGGAAGUAAGUAAGGAAGUCUGCAGGCGGUAAAUCCGCAUUCUCUACACGUCAGGGUCCCGCCGUUUUGUCAGUUGCACCGCAUAAGUGGCAGGACUGUCGAGGUUGUUCAGCUUACUCUCUUUUCUGGGAGUUAGCCGAAUCUGUAACGGAUUCAUGUUCCAGAACUGACUAGAACGGAAUUUAUACUCCACAACUGAGUUCUAUCUGGGCCUUCUCAGAAAUUCAUCCCGUGUCGAUCUUGAUUGGAGCUCUGCUUGGUGAUAGACUCAUCCCUAGGCUGAUCUUGAUAAUAGCUUCUUCUAGGUGAUCUCGAACCCGAGCGAACGCUUAUCACCGUUGUUCUAGCUUCUACUAGUUGUUCGUUGGCGCGAGUGACGGACGAAAACUGUCAGGAUGCCGGGCGAGAUUGUAACGCUACAGGUCGGGCAGUGUGGUAACCAGGUGGCGAGCGAAUUCUGGCGACAGCUGUGCUUGGAGCACGGUAUCGGGCUCGAUGGCAACUUGCAAGACUUCGCGACUCAGGGCGGCGAUCGCAAGGACGUGUUCUUCUAUCAGGCGGACGACCAGCACUACAUCCCGCGCUCCGUACUAUUGGAUCUAGAACCCCGUGUAGUUAAGGGCAUCCAGGCGGGCGAGUUCCGGUCGCUGUUCAACGCGGAGAACGUGUACGUGGCGGAGCACGGGGGGGGCGCGGGGAACAACUGGGCGAGCGGAUUCGACCAGGCGCGCGCGCAGCAGGAGGAGAUCAUGGAGAUGAUCGAUAGAGAGGCCGAGGGGAGCGAGAAUCUGGAAGCAUUCUACCUUUGUCACUCAGUUGCUGGAGGGACAGGGUCAGGCAUGGGCUCGUAUCUCCUAGAGGAGUUGCACGACCGCUACCCCAAGAAGCUCGUCCAGACGUACAGCGUCUUCCCGAACCAAUCAGAGACGUCUGACGUGGUGGUCCAGCCGUACAACUCGCUGCUGACGCUGCGGCGGCUGACCCAGCACGCUGACAGCGUGGUGGUUCUGGACAACACGGCCCUCGAUAGGAUUGCAGCGGAGAGGCUGCGCCUGCCCCAGCCAACGUUUGCAGAGACGAACUCGCUGGUGGCCAUGGUGAUGGCGGCGAGCACGAAUACCAUCCGGUACCCGGGCUUCAUGAGCAACGACCUCACGUCGCUGGUGUCGUCCCUGGUGCCCACGCCGUUGUGCCACUUCCUGGUGUCCAGCUACACGCCUCUGACCGUGCAGAGACAGGAGAAUGUCAUUCGGAAGACGUCGGUCUUUGACGUCAUGAGGAG